Messenger RNA from Symbiodinium natans, 1818 nucleotides. NCBI's taxonomy places the organism in Eukaryota, Dinophyceae, Suessiales, Symbiodiniaceae. The record is from the annotation of a GenBank genome assembly.
AUGCUGUCUUUGUCCGCCAUGAUGCAGCUGGAGCUUCCUCACAUCAACGUGCUGUCCAAGAUUGAUAUGGUCAUGGACCACACCGAUGACUUGACCUUUGGCCUGGACUAUUAUGCAGGUGUCUCAGAUCUUUCGCAGCUGUUGUGGACGCUUCAGACGAACAAGCAUCCCCUCAGUGUGAAGUUCAAGGACUUUAACAGGCUGCUGGCAGAGCUUAUCGAGGACUACGGCCUCGUCAGCUUCGAGCCGCUGGACAUCGAGGACAAGGAGUGCGCACUCCGGGUGCUCGGUCGAUGCGACACGGCGAACGGGCACGUGAUGAACGCCGAGAAAGUGCAGGAUCCCAGCGAUCCUGUGGCCGGAAUCCGCAUGUUCCAGGCUGGGAUCAGCGACGCGGGAGAGUUCCUGGACGAAUAUCUUGAGCGCUACGAGCAAAGGCUGCAAAAAAAGCGGGGCUUCGCAACUGCAAAGGAUGUGGAGAGUCAGCAGCCGUCGAUCCUCAGCCAGGGCCGCACGAUCACGCUGGACUUCACCGAUGAGCAGCGACGAGUGCUGAACAACACCCUGGCCCUGAUCUCGAUCAUCAUCUACUUCUCCGCGACCUCCUUUGUCCCGAUCGUGAACAAGGCCAUCCUCACAUCAGCGGGCCACAAGUUCCCGUAUCCGCUGGCCACCGGCUUCCUGCAGCUCGGCUUCGUGUCCUUCAUGCUGACGGCCUUCACCUCGCUGAGGUACCUACGCAAGAAGCGCCGCGGCUGCGAGAUCUCUUGGGUCUUCGGCCCUCAUCUCGGGUACAAGCUGCGCACCAUCGCCCCGCCAGGCAUCGCAUUCGGCAUGAAGUUUGGUGUGACGAACUGGGGCUUGCGGAUGAUGCCGACUGGCAUUCACCUGCUCCUUCAGGCCUCAGAUUUGGCUUGGACCCUUAUGAUCGCCAAGUUUUGCCUGGAAGAGAACCCAGGCCGGCAAGAGAUCUUCGCAGCCGUCCUGUCAACUGCCGGAGCUGUCCUUGUCGCGUACCAGGGCACGCAAUCGGUAGAGGCACCGCUGAUUCCGGUUCUUGUGAACCUCCUGAUCCCUUUGAUGAUGGCGAUUGUUGUUGUGUUCUUGCGGCGCACCACCGUCGAGCUGCGCAGGCGAGAUAACUGCCUCGGUGGGAGGAUCACGCCGGCAGAGAUCACUGCGGUCAAGUUGGCUUUCUCCGCCUUUGUGUGCCUCCUGCUCGCCUGCCUGAUGGAGAACGGUCACGUGCAGCUUGCGACCGGAUCCGUUGAGCCGCAACAGCAACCAGCGUGGUGGGACGCCUUGUGCGCUGGUGGCCUCCCCACUCUGCUGACGGUUCUCUCUGGAGGGUGCGUGGUCACGAUUUUCCAGCUCAACCUGACCUGGCUGUCCACGAUGGUAAGCGCCUGUACCAUCGGCAUCAUCGGCGGGGCCAAGAUUGUUCCACAGUACUUCGUAAACGCUAUGGUCACUGGCCAGUUCAAGCUGAACGUUUUGGACGUCAGCGGCGUUGCGCUGGUCUGCUCAGGAGCUUUGCUGUACACAGCAGCACGUGUUGAGGUGAAGUUCCGUGGGUUCAAGGGGUUCAAGGGGUUCCAGGGGUUCAAGAGGGGGCCGACGGGCCCCGUGGAGCAGCGCGAGCCUUUGAUUCCGACGCUGCUUACCUCUGACACCAGCCUCGCAAGCAUCGCAACCAUCGACUUCAAGCGAAACAAGACCCAGAUCAUCAUGGAUGAUGAGAGUGACAGGAGCGACAGGGAGGCUGAGGAGGAGGAAAGAGAGGUGGCCCCGAUGCUCUUGCGCGCAACCACCUUUUGA